Molecule: messenger RNA, 1541 nt
Organism: Amborella trichopoda
Lineage: Eukaryota; Viridiplantae; Streptophyta; Magnoliopsida; Amborellales; Amborellaceae
Source: RefSeq, a predicted model, not a curated record
CGGGCCUUGGACCAAAAGGUAAAUGGUGUAAUUAAUUCACCCGCAACUUUGCUUCAUUCAAAAACCACAAGUGGGCCGAGGCGCGGGACAUUUGCGUGUUUCCGGGCGGCCCUGCAGAGAUGGAUGAUUCAGGCGAUUUUUUUUCUCUGGAAACAAUUCACAGUCGUGUUGAAGAGCUUUCAGAGCUGCGAAGAAGUUGUAAGGGGAUUUGGGAGCAGUCGAGUGAUGAAUCGAAGGAGUUUUUAAAUGAGUGUUAUUCUGAUCUCAAGAAUAACAUCGACCAAUUUGAAUCAGAUUUUUUUGGCAUUGAUUUUGCUGGAAUAGAUGUUACAGAGGCAUGCUUAGAGCAUCUGAAUGAGGAACUCAACUUAAAGAAGUCUGAAAGUACUAGGAUCUCCAAUGAAGUUGAUGUCCUCAUUGGGACCUUUAUACAAGAGUCUGCUCAUCUAGGUGUCGAACUCGAUGAACUCAACAGUUUGUUGGAAUCUUGUUGUUUCCAGGGAGUAAGCAAGUUACAAGGUCCAAAGAGUAUGGAGUGCCCAAGCCAAGGAAAAAGUCAAGACAAUCCGAUGCUAGCAAAUGAAAACCACAACUUUGAGGUUUUGACACUUGAACACAAGACUCAGAAUUAUAAAACCAUCUUAAGAUCUUUGCUGAAUCUUGAUUCCAUGGUUGAAAGGCUUGAAGCCAUUCAGCAAGUUGAGGAUUUACUCUUUGGUGUUAAGGUCAUUGAGUUUGAGAAGAAUUGUAUUCGGUUGUCUUUGAAGACAUCCAUUCCAACUUCCUGGGACUCGUUAUGUUUCAUUGAGUCAUGUGUAACACCUCACGAAUUAUUAAUAGAACUUGAUGGGAUGUUUGAGCUGAAGGGUGUGGAGAUAUUUCCAAAUGAUGUAUAUAUAUGUGACAUUGUCAAUACUGCAUGGUCUCAAAGGAAUUCUGCUUUCUCUGCACCUAUGCUAGAUCUUAGCAAUCCGUUGGAGUGGCUGGUAAGGAGGGUACAACAGCGGAUAUUAUUGUGCACUCAAAGACGAUUAUUUUUGAAAGAUUUGAAUACAUCAAGGUACUUGUUUCGAUACUUAGACAAGGAAGACAUAAUUACUGCUCAAUUGAUGGGAAACAUUCACGCAUAUAUCAAGGUUCCUCAGAACUGGCCCUUAUCAAGUUGUUCUCUGAAGUUAAUCUCAAUCAAGUUUUCAGAUUCACACUCACUGGAAAAUUCAUUGGGAUUUCUUUGCAGAGUUGAGGAAUUGGCAAACUCCUUGGAUGUUGAAAGGAGGAAUCACCUUUUACGCUUUGUGGAGGCUAUUGAAGAGAUUCUCAAGCAACAAAUGUGUAUGGAGUUUAAAUCUAAUCAUAGUACUGGGUCAUAAACUGCUGGGAUGUCAAGCCAAGACCUCUGGUAGUUGUGUCAUCAUACCAUAUUCCUUUCAUGGUACAAUGCAUUGGCAUUCAUGUGUGUGUGUGUGUUUGUAUGUGUCUCUGUUCGUGUUUGGGUGUGUCUGUGUGUGCGUGAGAGAGAGAGAGAGAGAGAGAGAGAGAGA